AUUCCGUCAUUCGUGUGUUCUCAGAUGAUACGUGUUUGUUGAACUGUUCAUGAAGUGUGUUUGAUUGCGUGUCCCUCUUUAAAACCAGGAAAUGUUUGAUGUUGAGCGGAUGUUGAGUUUCUCUCUCUGUAUCUUCAUCAGCAGCGCGGGUGAGAUCGAGCUCCAUCAGUAAUGAGUGAACAAAGCAUCUGUCAGGCGCGGGCCACCGUCAUGAUGUACGAUGACGGCAGCAAGCGCUGGUUACCGGCCGGUUCUGGCGCUCAGGCCAUCAGCAGGGUUCACAUCUUCCAGAACCCCAGUAACAACAGCUUCAGGGUGGUGGGACGCAAACAACAGGCUGAUCAGCAGGUGGUCAUUAACUGUCCUCUGGUCCGGGGGAUCAAAUAUAACCAGGCCACUCCUACGUUCCACCAGUGGCGCGAUGCGCGGCAGGUCUGGGGUCUGAACUUCGGCAGUAAAGAAGACGCGGCUCAGUUCGCCAGCGGCAUGACGCACGCGCUCGACGUGCUGAGCGGAGAUGCCGGUGCGUGUCCUCCUCCUCCUCGACCGCCUCCGAACGGCCCGAGCGCUGAGGAGAUAGAGCAGAAGAGGAGGCAGGAGCAGCAGGAGAGAGAGAGACAGGAGAGAGAGAGACAGGUGUCUGCCGCUCCGGCCCCGCCUCCUGGUCCUCCUCCCGCUCCUGAUAUCAUUCUGAAUAUUCAGCUGUCAGUAUCGGCAGAUAUCAUUCUGGAUAUUCAGCUGUCGGUAUCGGCAGAUAUCAUUCUGGAUAAUCGGCUAUCGGAGGACAGUGGAGCAGCGGCUCCUGCAGUGAGUGCCAGCACAGGAGGAGGAGGAGGAGGAGGAGGACUGAUGGGAGAAAUGAGUGCAAUUUUCGCUCGACGAAGAAAAGUUGCUGACACUCCAGCUGUCAAGACAGAAGAAACCAGCAGCGUGAGUCUCUCUGAGGACAGUGGAGCAGCGGCUCCUGCAGUGAGCGCCAGCACAGGAGGAGGAGGAGGAGGAGGAGGACUGAUGGGAGAAAUGAGUGCAAUUCUCGCUCGACGGGUGAAUUCAGCGUCUAAGAGUCAGGACAAGAGCCCGGUGUCUCCUGCGACUGCGGCUCCGUUGAGCAGGACGAGGCCCGGCAGCAGCACAGGAGACGCCGCAGACAUGGAGAAACUCAAACAGGACAUCCUGGAGGAGAUGCGCAAGGAGCUGCAGAAGGUGAAGGACGAGAUCAUCAGCGCUCUGCUGGAGGAGCUGCAGAAGAUCAAUGCGGCGUAGCUGCGCAUCAGGAAGAUCUGCGCAAACGUCUGCGCAGAGCCACGAACACAAGACGCUUCCCUCUCACGCUUCAAGAUGCAAGAAACUCACUCCUGCCCCCGACACCCUUGUCGUUUUACACCCGCUGCCUUUCACUUCUCUUUUUCUGUGAAUAUUAAUGAUGUCUUUUAAUGUGUUUCUGAUCCGCUGCUGUGUCGAGCGUUCAUUCCGUCUCUUGCAUUUGUGUUUUAAUCUCAUCUGGUUACAUGUAGCGCUCUUACAUGCAUCUAGAAACGUGUGACUAGUUGUUUACGUCUGUAAUGAUCAGAAUGCGUGGGAUUCUGUGUAAUUGCAGGUUAUUUAUCUUGCACUGUUAUGUAAACCGUGUUUGACCGGCAGGGGUUUUCAAACCGGGAGUGUUAGCGGGUCAGUGGAAACGUGAAAAUACAUCAAAUAUGAAAA
Sinocyclocheilus rhinocerous is the source of this 1704-nucleotide messenger RNA. RefSeq names its product vasodilator stimulated phosphoprotein a (gene vaspa). The record is from RefSeq and is a predicted model, not a curated record. Gene Ontology annotation, biological process: actin cytoskeleton organization; axon guidance; neural tube closure. NCBI's taxonomy places the organism in Eukaryota, Metazoa, Chordata, Actinopteri, Cypriniformes, Cyprinidae. Gene Ontology annotation, molecular function: SH3 domain binding; profilin binding. The coding region runs from base 172 to 1263 and encodes 363 amino acids. The transcript is spliced from 13 exons.